GUACGCACAACAGAGUUAUUGGAGAAAAUUAUUGAGUUUCAUUCUUAAUGAGCCCUAUGAUUGCCAUUGCAAAUCUUAAUCUACAAUACAUUAUAUUACAUUGAUUGUAAAACCAGUUCUUGUUUUGUUUUCUACCAUCAUGCCCCGAGGUUUUCUAGUGAAGCGAUCUCUCCGUCCACCUUCAACUAAUCAGCCACGAUGUCGACGGUUUUCCGACGAAGACCGGAGUGACACCAGUUCUGAAUCAGAAUCAUUUCAGGACUUACAGUAUUUCUCAUCGACACUACCAAAAGAACAAGACGAACCGCUUGCCUUGACUACUGGCGAUGAGAAUGAUAAAGACAAAGCUCUACCAGUCCGAUCAACUGUGGUAUACUUCCCACGUUUAGAACGCUUGCCUGCUUCCCUUCCUAGUACCCCUUCUCGUCCCAAGGAUUCCUCUGUUCGUGUCUCACAGAGUGUUUCACCAUUCCCACCUAACAAAAAGAAAGAAAUCUCACAGAGUCCUGAACCCAAACGAAAAUCUAAGAUAUCUCGUAAAGGAAAAGCCGUCCGUAAGCUAAACUUAGACGACGACAAAACGUCACCUGUGUCGGGUACAUUUAUUCUCGCACCAGAGUGUGAGGAAGACAUACCAACUCCUAUGAGAAGUGGUGACAUUGACCCAAGCCUUAAUGUAGUAAAUAUCAGUGAAGAAGCCAAAGCUGAACUAGCCAAAAUUGAAAAUAAAAUUGGAGCGUACAUAUGUAAGCUGUGUAAAGAACACUAUCCAGACGCGUUUAGUCUAGCUCAGCAUCGUUGUUCACGUAUUGUGCACGUAGAAUACCGCUGUCCCGAUUGCGACAAAGUUUUUAACUGUCCUGCCAAUCUAGCUUCACAUCGUCGUUGGCAUAAGCCCCGACAAAGCCGUUCUGCUAGCGAGAAGUUGCACGUACCUCCGCAGCUGCUUCCGGCCACUUUGCUCGAGAACUGUGGUGAUAGUGAUAGCUUGAGAAGCACACCUUCCCCAGAUGCGGACAACAUUGACUCAAACGGAUAUGCAACAGAAGAGGGACAAUUUGAAUGUGAAAUUUGCAGAAAACGAUUUAGACGCCAAGCGUAUCUAAAGAAGCACAUCCACAUUCACAAAAAUAUUUCCGAAAAAAUCGAAGCCCCAUUGUUGUACAUGUACGACAAAAGAUUUAGGACUCUAGCUGAAAGUACUUCAUCACAAGCCCUGAAUCACACAAGUUUGCUUACUAGUUUAACUCAUGGAUCUUUAACACAGCAUCAAUCCGAACAACUUCUCGUAAGUACUACGCAAGAUUGCUAGGACACUUCUGCCAUAAAGGGGAAGUGUUAAAUAGAAAAUGUUUAAAUUGUGGUCAAAGUUCAUGAGAUGCACUGAUGAUAUUUUUAAUUAAACUACAAAAAUGUAAUAUAAUCGUUUAAACGAGACAAUCUAGUCCAUUUACCUAGUCAUUAUUAUCAUUUAUUUUAUGUGUUGUAAAACUAUAUUUGUAAGAGAAACAAAAUUCUGGAAUAAUAGAUAUCAUUGUUUUCUAAAGUUUGAGGUUUGAUUACAUUAAAAGGCACGUCCCAGAAAAAUUAGCUUUCUAGUUAUAUAGAUUUUAGGGAAACAAUUGUUGGUUUUACCAAACUUAGCUUUACGCUAAUAACUAAGCAUUUCCGAAAUAUUAGGUUGCAUUACGAGAGGUUUCUUCAUAAUUUUAUCUUAUUUGUUUACAUUAGCAUACAAAAUAACCUAAUUCAAACUUGGAAGGCAUUUUAUCAACUUCUGUAGAUAUGAUGUAAUACUAACUGGACUGCUCAACUUUAUAUAAUUAAGAAAACAAUUGUGAAAAUCAGUAUUGAUCAAGUGCUAGAAAGGAGUUGUAUAUCGUAAGAAUCACUCGCAAUGUCCUGUGAUAACAGAUUUGUGCGAGAAGCAUGAAAGUACAUAAAAUAACUUGGGCUCUCAUAGGUUCCUUACGUGAUAUGUAGACUAGCGUGAAGUAAAUCUAUCACGAUGAUCCCUCAGAACUAAUAGAACGCAGCGAUAGAAUAGCGACAAAAGUGAACAACAAUCUAUGAGUAAGGUGUGAACAGUUUCAAUACUUCUACGCUCAACACUGACACUUAGAAAGUAUUAUUUGUGAAAGUAUUUCAAUCUAGUCCGUGUAUUUUUAUAUAGAGAAAAAUAUACAAAUUCUUGGGCUGAUCUUCUCAGCCCAGACUUUAAAAACAUUGUGUUUUAUAACCAAUCGAAAAUUAAGAAUAUAUUUUUAUUUACUGUAUACUAUAGGAUACAUUAUCAAAUUAUAUUUUAUUUACAAUUCCACGAGGUUGUUAUGCAUGCCACGAAGUUUCUAUUUUUGCAAUGUACUGUACGUUGAUCAAAGCAGCAAUAUAUAUAUAUUGUGUGUCAUUUCAUGUAGUGAAACAAGUUUUCAGUAAUACAAGUAUAAGAAUCUGCCUUAGAAAGAUGAACGUACAACAGAAACGUUAAGACUAUUAACACAAUGACUAAAUGAAACAAGAAAUAACAAAGUUAACAAAAAAUAUAUAUAUAUACUAUUGACAAAUUUUAAGGCUUUUACUUUGAAAUCAUAAGGAAAACUGUAUAUGUCUACACACACACACAUAUAUAUAUAUAUAUGGUGUCAAACCAG
Messenger RNA from Limulus polyphemus (Atlantic horseshoe crab), 2651 nucleotides. RefSeq names its product insulinoma-associated protein 1a-like. The transcript has a single exon. Gene Ontology annotation, cellular component: nucleus; transcription repressor complex. Lineage: Eukaryota; Metazoa; Arthropoda; Merostomata; Xiphosura; Limulidae. Bases 140 to 1312 code for a protein of 390 amino acids. The record is from RefSeq and is a predicted model, not a curated record. Gene Ontology annotation, molecular function: RNA polymerase II cis-regulatory region sequence-specific DNA binding; DNA-binding transcription repressor activity, RNA polymerase II-specific. Gene Ontology annotation, biological process: negative regulation of transcription by RNA polymerase II; regulation of cell cycle process; neuron differentiation.